AAUCUCACAACUUCCCUCUUUGUUUCUAUUAUUUAUAUUUACUAACUCUUCUUCUACAAUUUGCCCUACACAAACCCAAAAAGAUUAAAAAAACAAAGAGCUGUUCUGCUCAUAAACGAGGCAGCCAUGGGUUUAACUGCCAAGCAGAUGGCAUUUGCGGUGGGUGCCUUUGGAUUAGUGUCCUUCAUACUUGGUAUUCUAGCUGAAAAUAAGAAGCCUUCCUCUGGGACCCCAAUUCCAGGAAAAGGUGUAGUGAUAUGCAACUAUCCUUCGGAUCCCACUGUUGUAUUGGGUUCGCUGUCGAUUGUGUUUCUUGCUGCUGCUACGGCAGUCGGUUUUAUGUCGUUGUUUUACCCUUACAAUGGCAGAUCUAUUCCACAGUACGUCAUGUUCAAGGACAGCACUUUUGCUAUCUUCUUCAACAUUACUGUGCUUGCUAGUGGACUUGGGGCAGCAUUGCUAUUGUGGUCGGUACUUCAAGAGCGACAUCACCUAAACAACAAGGUUCAUCACGAUCCCAACACAACUUGCCCCACUGCCAAGACUGGUCUUCUUGGUGGUGGAGCUUUUGUUUCCCUUGAUUCAGCGCUUAUGUGGAUUGUUAGCCUUAUGUUAGCCACCAAUGUUCGUGAAGACUACUUUGAAGAUGCUCAAUCAAAUUACAAUAAUAAAGAAACCCAAGUUGUUACAUUUGAGUGAUACAUUACAAAAAAUAAAAAUAAAAAAAAUGUAUCAUUACUUUGGGAUAUGGAUAUUUAUUAUAUUGAUUGUGUAUAAACUUUGUGAUAAAAUCAAGAUUGAUGAAUUUAUGUUGGAUGGUUUUGUUCCAGAAGUACUUGGAAUUCUUGGUAUAUCCCAUAAUGGAAGUUGUUCCAAGUUUCUCUUGUAUUUAUCAACAAAAAGAAAAAAAAAAUUGUGAAUAUUGAACUUAUUUGAUUAUGAUUGCUUGUUU
This is a messenger RNA of Ziziphus jujuba (common jujube), 952 nucleotides long. RefSeq lists its product as uncharacterized. NCBI's taxonomy places the organism in Eukaryota, Viridiplantae, Streptophyta, Magnoliopsida, Rosales, Rhamnaceae. The transcript is spliced from 4 exons. The coding region runs from base 127 to 699 and encodes 190 amino acids. The record is from RefSeq and is a predicted model, not a curated record.